AUGGCUAACGCGAAUAGUCUAGACCGUGCUAUCGAAAUUGUUCAAAAAGCUAUCGACGAAGAUGUAAAGCAGAACUAUAAUGAAGCAUACAAGCAAUAUUCGAAUUCUUUGGAUUAUUUCAUGCUUGCUUUGAAGUAUGAGAAAAACGAAAAGUCAAAGCAACUGAUUAAGACCAAGAUCAAGGAAUAUCUAGCUCGUGCCGAGACUCUCAAGCAACAUUUGACGUCCCAGAAUGAAUCACGUUCGAGAAAUGCAGUAGGCGUGAAUGGGUCUGGCGCUGGUAUUGGUGGGGCAGGAAAGAAGAAAGAUGGCGAGGACGAUGACCAGGAUCCCGAGACCAAGAAACUGCGAGCAGGGCUAGCGAGCGCGAUUCUAUCCGAGAAGCCGAAUGUCAAGUGGGACGAUGUUGCAGGCCUUGAAGGCGCUAAGGCUUCGCUCAAGGAGGCCGUCAUCUUGCCAAUCAAGUUCCCUCAUCUAUUUACCGGAAAGCGUACACCAUGGAAAGGUAUACUGCUAUACGGACCACCAGGGACGGGAAAGUCUUACCUCGCAAAGGCCGUUGCUACGGAAGCCAAAAGCACGUUCUACAGCGUUAGCUCUAGUGAUUUGGUCAGCAAGUGGCAAGGUGACUCUGAGAGGCUGGUGAAACAGUUGUUCGAACUGGCGCGUGAAUCCAAACCAUCAAUUAUCUUCAUUGAUGAAAUAGAUUCUUUGGCGGGGUCGCGUAACGAGGGCGAAUCGGAGGGUUCGAGGCGCAUAAAGACCGAGUUUCUGGUGCAGAUGAAUGGUGUUGGGCAUGAUGAUACGGGUGUGCUGGUGCUAGGCGCGACAAACAUUCCAUGGCAACUGGACAAUGCCAUCAAACGGCGAUUCGAGAAGCGGAUAUAUAUACCCCUCCCCGGUCCUGAAGCACGGCGGCAUAUGUUCCAGCUGCACGUAGGUUCAACGCCUUGCGAGUUGACGGCGAAAGACUACCGGCAAUUAGCAGAUAAGACCGAGGGCUACUCCGGUUCCGAUAUAGCGAUCGUCGUGCGCGAUGCUCUCAUGCAGCCCGUCCGAAAAGUGAUAUCGGCUACACACUUUAAGCGGGCUGCUGACCCCGACUCUGGCGAGCUUUCCAAAUGGACGCCUUGUUCACCCGGAGAUUCUGAUGCUGUUGAGAAAACGUGGUCAGACAUUGAUUCCGAGGAGCUAUUGGAGCCUCCAUUGAGGUUGAAUGACUUUUUAAGGUCAUUGGCUACUGUGCGGCCGACCGUCACUGAGGCGGAUAUUCGGCGGCACGACGAUUGGACGAAGGAAUCAGGUAAUGACGGUGCAUAG
Desarmillaria tabescens is the source of this 1320-nucleotide messenger RNA. Its product is annotated as P-loop containing nucleoside triphosphate hydrolase protein. The coding region runs from base 1 to 1320 and encodes 439 amino acids. NCBI's taxonomy places the organism in Eukaryota, Fungi, Basidiomycota, Agaricomycetes, Agaricales, Physalacriaceae. Gene Ontology annotation, biological process: endosomal transport; vacuole organization. The transcript is spliced from 6 exons. The record is from RefSeq and is a predicted model, not a curated record. Gene Ontology annotation, molecular function: ATP binding; ATP hydrolysis activity.